Ostrea edulis (European flat oyster) is the source of this 1880-nucleotide messenger RNA. RefSeq lists its product as uncharacterized. The record is from RefSeq and is a predicted model, not a curated record. NCBI's taxonomy places the organism in Eukaryota, Metazoa, Mollusca, Bivalvia, Ostreida, Ostreidae. The transcript has 2 exons. The coding region runs from base 248 to 1069 and encodes 273 amino acids.
UGUAGUUUAAAUAAAAUGGGCCGGAUUCACCGUUUUACGAAUGAGCUAAAUACGCUGCAGAUAAUUACCCAGUACUAAGAACACUAUUAUAAUUCUACUCAUAAUUUUAUAUAAACGCCGAAUUUUAUUAUGAAGAAAGAGUUUCCGAAUUUAGAGAUAUCAAACCUUGCUGAUGUUUUGGAAUUGUUAAUGAAAUAUAUUUAGUAUAUAUGUAUUUUUGUUUUUAAAUUGAAUCGUAACAAAUGAAAUGUGUGAUCAUGAUAGAAUAAAGCUUGACGUUCUUCCCUUUACUUCAUCGUUUCAGGAAUUGAACAGGUUACUAGAGGAGCACUUUGGAACAAAUCAUGUCGCACCCCUCAAUUUAGAUGAAGAAAACCCAGAUUCAACUGACAGUGACUUAGAUACCAGUAAUGACAUACCAGUAGCUCAAGAGGUCUCUAGUCUACCAGAAAAGGAUAUCGAGAAGCUGACAUCAGGAUGUGCUUGCGCCAAAAAAUGUGUUGAAAGGUUAGACAGAAAGACUGUAGUAGAACAUAUCCAGAAUGUAAGAGAACUUUCCAAGUGUGAAAAGGAUAUCUAUAUCAUGGGAGCUCUCAAGGUUAACGGAUCUACAGCAACAAAGAGUCAAAAGGAAAUCAAGAGACAUCGAUUUUGUUAUUGUUUCAAUGGAUCUGAAAUUUGUGUCGCUGCUUUUCGAAUCAUUUAUGAUAUUGGUGAGGACAUGCUGAAGAACAUUGCGAAACAUGUUUUGAACAAUGGCAUCACACCCCGCAUUCAUGGAAAUACUGGAAAAAGAGCCCCAAAUGCUUUUGAUUUUGAAGAAUAUAAACGAGUAAAAACCUUUAUUACUACUUAUGCAGAUGACUACGGGCUUCCACAACCUGCUGCACCACGAGGGAGAGAUGAGGAUCCACCUACAUACCAGCUGCCAGCUUCACACUUAAAGAAACAUGUUUAUGAGCUAUACAAAGCAGCACCACAUGAUACAUUUGUGGGUUUAUCAGUUUUUUACGAUAUUUGGAAAAAACUUUGUCCCUCACAUCAAAAUCAGCAUACUUUGUCAAAAUAGAUCACGUUCCGUUACAGCAUCGAUUUCUAAUAAAUCACACCCCUCGUCAUCUUCGGAAUAUUGUCGUUAUCGCGUUAUCGAAUGAGCUGUAGAGAAAAAUAUACAGAAAACAAAUACACGCAUAUUUAGACUUUAGGAGAAGGUAAAAUACUACAAAUUUAGACAAAUAAGAAAAUCCUGGUUUUUUUCUAUAAAUGCUUGUCCGAGUAUCUGUCUGUCACUUGCAUGUAAAUGGAAAAUACUUUUAGUUGGUUGUUUGUUUUACGUCCAGUCGAGAAUAUUUUACUCAUAUCAAGAGUCAUCAGCUGUAUGUGAAGUACCACAAUUUUUGAAAUUGACAUUGCGGUCAGGGCCGCAGCAGUGAGGAUUUGUUAAUGUGCCAACGCCUGCCAUGACCGGUAGAACAAGCUUGUGUGUAUUGAAUCUGUUAAGAUACAUAAACACCAUAUGCAGGCGAUAAUGGAAAAUUGCUACAUAAAUAUGGGAGGUUGACGACGGAGAAGCUGAAAUAAUCCCGCUUGUCAUAUAGGUCAAGUCAAACCGGAAUGUUUUCAUCAAUGACUCCAAAUCGUCAUGGCUGCUGACAACGUUUCCAUAUGUUGACAGCAUUUUGGCUUACCAGUAGUGCUUCUAUCUUAACUUUACACGAAUUAACAUUUUCAAUUUUCUAUUAUGGAUUAGGUGAGCAAGCAAUCUGAGCAUCUGCUCCCAGGGUUAAAAUAUUUUGCUUGUUUUUAGGGAUGCUCUCUAAGGCAAGAAUUGAUGCCUAGCUCCCACAUUUAUAAGCAGCCAUGGCCAAUCAUCGCCAAUA